Molecule: messenger RNA, 1017 nt
Organism: Lachancea lanzarotensis
Lineage: Eukaryota; Fungi; Ascomycota; Saccharomycetes; Saccharomycetales; Saccharomycetaceae
Gene: RAV2
Product: LALA0S03e02630g1_1
Exons: 1
Coding region: 1-1017 (338 amino acids)
Cellular component (GO): RAVE complex
Source: RefSeq, a predicted model, not a curated record
AUGACUACAGAACUAAACCCUGGAGAUUACUUUGGUGACGCUUCGAAACAAAACCAACAAGGUGAUGAACGAAAUUGGUUGAUUAAUGAGAUUAUAAAGCCUGAAUUGCCCAACAUCAUAGAUAAUGUGGAUAAAUGCUUGGAAUUGUUGACCAGCGAUGAACACUUUAAGAUGCCAAUCAGUUCUGGACUACCGAACGAGCCUAACGCCGCUUAUGUGCGAGGAAUUUUGACCAGGAAACGUGGAUUUAUUACAGACUAUCAGCUCAUCGUCAAGUUCAAACACUUUAAUCGUGGGAAACAAUGCGCUUUCAAGAUGGACACCAAUAAACCGUAUCCAUUGAAACAGAUCGAUACGAUGACGGACAAUUUGACAACGGUGUCAGAGCUUUUGGACGUAUUACAGCAAUGCGAAGAUGCGGGCCAAUUCGAGACUGACUUGGUAAAAGUAUUGGACCUGCUAUCUAAAUCUAUCAAUCUGCUGCAUUUCCCACCGCAAAGCCUACUGUUCCCGUACAACGAGAACGCAUUGCUCAAACAAAUGUUCACAAACAGCGAAGCAUCAUUUCAAACAGCUCAUCAUAUCCUGAACAUUGACUUGGUCAUCUUACGCAACGAAAUAAGCAUGGACUUCCGCAAUUUGCAAAAGAUAACCACCAGACCAUGGUGCGAUUUUGACACGGCAACGGGCAAAACUUUUACGGACAGAAUUCGCGACAAACUGAAGGCUCAGCGUGGCAAAAAAGUGAGCGACGUUCUGCACGAGGAAGGCUUGGAAAUUGAGGAACCUUCGCUGUUGAGAAACGUCUUCCCACACAAGAAUGCACACAUGGCAACGACUCUGGACGAAGCGCAAAACGUGCUGGCACGCUGCGUGACGUUCGAGUCAGGACUGGUUUCUGAGUGCGAAAAAGUGUCUGUAGCAACAAGCGAUCCAAGCUUGAUUAGCAUCACGUCUAAACUUGGCGCAUUGGAAAAUUGUGUUAGUAACUAUUAUACCAAUCUUACACUGAUAUGA